CCAUGGUUGAUAGUUCCAUGUUUCCACCCCAACAAAGAGAAAACAGCAUCAACUUCUACAAAACACACACGCACCACGGACCCUCUUCCUUCUGCAUAGGGCUUCGUUCCUUUCUUUCCGCUCUCUCUCUCUCUCUCUCUCUCUCUCUGGAGUGUGAAGUCUAUCUCUGUCUCUCUUUCUCUCUCCUUCGAUCUCUCUAAGCCCAAAGUCUCUAACAUCAUCGGAUCUGAGAGAUCAUUGGGCAUCAACCUCUUUUCGUUAAUCUUGUCGGACCUCCCCGAAUUUCGAUUGGAUUUGCACUUCUCUUCUUUUCUCUUUUGUCUUCUCUUUCUCUCUCUCUCUCUCUCUCCCUCUCUCUCUCUCUCUCUCUGCCUCUCGAUAACAAGAAAAAGCAAAGAAGAACAAUAUCUGUGCGUAAUCGUAAUGGCUUCCCUGUCUCCGACUUUCAGACUAUUAUGACACCGCCUCUCUCUAAAACUUCAUACUUGCUGACUUCAGGAAUUUACUUCAACAGUUUAUUUUUAAUAAACACAACUUGUUCAAACGAUCAGGUCGAUUAAAUAGGUGUUCGUGGGUCUCCAGGCAGACGCAUUCGCUGUUGCCGUCGGAAAUGCGAAUGCCGGAACGAUGAGCAUCACCGGCGACGAGGAAGAAGAUGAGGAAUGCUUCUACGAGUCACUCGACCGCAUCCUCUCUUCCUCCCACUCUUCCACUUCGUCUUCCGCCGUCGUCUCUGAAGACGACGAACCCUCCAAUUCCCCCAAUUAUGCUUCUGACCAUCCCCCCUUUCCCAGAUUCCCCACGGUCGUCUCCAAGUACGACGUCUGGAUUGCCGAACCCUCCUCCAUCGAAGAACGCCGCAAGCGUCUCCUUCGCGAGAUGGGCCUCAGCGGCGAUCGUUCCCUCUCCCGCCUAAAAUCCUCCAACGAUCCCAACCACCAAGGUGGCACCGGCCGUAGAACCAAGGAAACGGAGUUGUUCGGGAGAUCUGUUUCUGCCGAUCGCUUACCAACUCAACAACACCAGGAUGCCUCCUCUCUUGGUAAUUCCAAUUCGGGCAUCGUUCGAUCCAAGUCAGACGGUUCCGCCGAUUGCACCUCUUCCUUAUGUCCUCCGCCCAACACAGAUCACUAUAAUUCUUCCACAUUUUCUUCUACUUCAAUUCAUUCAAUUUAUUCAAUUCAGUCUGUCGGGAACUCCGUUCCCCUUGUACAUAAUCCUCUUCUUUCUAAAUCCCGGAGCAGCGGAAGCAACGGAUCCCCUAAUGCCAAUGUUGCCCCUCCCAAUAAACCCCCUACCGGGAAACCUUCUAGGAGGGUGGAAAAUUUCAGAAGUGAUCCCACAAAUAUCAACCCUAGCCCUAACUUCAAUUCCAUGACUCCUGUGUCGGCCAAUGCUGGCACUACUGGUAGGGAAUUCGAUGAUGAUUCGGAUUAUAGUGGCAACGGUAAGGUCCCUGAUCAGUUCUGCACGAUUAAGAAUUUGGAUAAUGGAAAGGAGUUUAUAGUCAACGAAUUCAGUGAGGAUGGCAUGUGGAACAAGCUUAGAGAAGUCGGGACUGGCCGGCAGCUCACUAGGGAGGAAUUCGAGAUGUGUGUUGGGCAUUCGCCCAUUGUUCAGGAACUGAUGCGGAGGCAAAAUGUAGACGAGUUGAAUGUUAAAAACGAUGACUCGGAAUUGAAUGAAAAUGGCAGUGCUGGCGGUGGAUCAAAGUCAAAGAAGAAAGGAAGCUGGUUCAGGAGCAUAAAGAAUGUUGCCAGUACCGUGACUGGCCAGUGGGAGAGGCGGAGCAGCGAUGAGAGGGAUACCUCGUCGGAGAAGGGUGGGAGGAGGUCAAGCUCUGCCACGGACGACAGCCAGGAUGUUACAUUUCAUGGCCCCGAGAGGGUUAGAGUUCGGCAGUAUGGAAAGUCUUGCAAAGAGCUCAGUGCACUGUAUAAGAGCCAAGAAAUACAGGCCCAUACUGGAUCUAUCUGGAGCAUCAAGUUCAGCUUGGAUGGGCGAUAUCUUGCAAGUGCUGGUGAGGAUUGUGUCAUUCACAUAUGGCAGGUUCAGGAAUCAGAGAGAAAGGGUGAUUUACUGCUGGAGAGACCAGAAGACGGGAUUUUAAAUCCAUUCAUGUUAGUCAAUGGUUCGCCUGAACCAACGUUGGUGUCAUCUAGUAUGGAUAACCAUUUGGAGAAGAGGAGAAGGGCAAGGACAUCAAUUAGCCGGAAAUCCAUAAGCUUGGACCAAGUCAUUGUUCCAGAGACUGUCUUUGCACUUUCAGAAAGACCUAUUUGCACUUUUAGAGGACAUCUUGAUGAUGUGCUUGACCUUUCCUGGUCUAAAUCACAGUAUUUGCUCUCAUCUUCAAUGGACAAAACAGUUCGUCUGUGGCACAUGUCUAGCAACUGUUGCUUGAAAACAUUCUCACACAGUGAUUAUGUGACCUGCAUCCACUUUAAUCCUGUAGAUGAUAGAUUUUUCAUUAGUGGGUCACUAGAUAAUAAGGUCCGCAUGUGGAGUAUUCCAGAUCGCCAAGUUGUUGAUUGGAAGGAUCUACAUGAGAUGGUGACUGCUGCUUGUUAUACACCUGAUGGCCAGGGUGCACUAGUUGGUUCAUACAAGGGCAGUUGCUACCGAUAUAACACUUCUGAAAACAGGUUGCAGGAGGAAUAUGCAAUUGAUUUACAGAACAAGAAAAAGAAAUCCCAUCUCAAGAAGAUCACUGGUUUUCAGUUUGUCCCAGGGAGUUCCUCAGAAGUGCUUAUUACAUCUGCAGAUUCACGAAUACGGGUUGUUGAGGAUAAGGAGUUGGUUCACAAAUUCAAAGGGUUUCGCAAUACAAGCAGUCAAAUUUCAGCCUCAUUGACAGCAGAUGGGAAUUAUGUGGUAUGUGCCAGUGAGGACUCUUCUGUGUAUGUGUGGAAACAUGAAACCGGAUCCCGACCAAGUCGAAGCAAAGGUGGUGUCACAGUCUCACGCUGCUAUGAGCAUUUCCACUGUCAGGAUGUAUCUAUGGCCAUUCCUUGGCCUGGCAUGGAAAGCCCCGGUGAAUUGCAAGAUACUUAUGGUGGAGAACAGGAUGGUAUUGAUAAUCUGGAUGAGGUUCCUGCAGCUAACCAUCCACCAUCACCAGUCAAGGAGGCUAAUGGGAAUGAGGGUUUAUCAUCUACACAUGGGUACACCAACAGUCCACUGCAUAGUAUCAUUUCUAGUUCAAACAGCAGUUAUUUCUUUGAUAGGAUAUCAGCAACAUGGCCGGAAGAAAAGCUGCUUUUGGCAACCAAAAACCUGAGCCCUCAUGGCAGCUCCGAUUUCUCUAAUGGUGUUAUGCAAGGUAGAACAGCUUGGCGUAUGGUUAUUGUGACCGCAGGACAUAGAGGGGAAAUUAAAACAUUCCAGAAUUUUGGACUACCGGUUCGAAUAUAAAGGCACUUCAAUUCAAGCCUGAAGAAAUGGGCCAGAGCCUGGGUGACUUGGUCAUAUCACAUGAUAGGGCCCCCAUAUUCUAACCAAGCUUAAGCUGUCCAAAAAAAUGGUAGUUUUUUUUUUUUUUUGUGUAUAGUCAGAUAUAUGGUGAGGAUUGUAAUAUUUGGGAAUUUUCGUCCCUUGCUUCCAUGUUUUCGUGUUUUCUGGAUGUGGGAGACGUAGAGUCAGAGAGCCAGGAAGAAUGAAUAGAAAGGCUCCUAAAAGAAAAAACCACACAAUGGAUUUAGAAGAAUCCCAAGGAUUAGUGUAAUGGGAAAUUGUAGAGUCAAAGAGUAUGAGAAAAAAGAUCUUGGAAUUCAAAGGAUUCUUUUUUUUUUC
Nelumbo nucifera (sacred lotus) is the source of this 3792-nucleotide messenger RNA. RefSeq lists its product as uncharacterized. Gene Ontology annotation, molecular function: protein binding. NCBI's taxonomy places the organism in Eukaryota, Viridiplantae, Streptophyta, Magnoliopsida, Proteales, Nelumbonaceae. The record is from RefSeq and is a predicted model, not a curated record.